CCAUAGGUCCCCAACCGGCGAGCCCUCCUCCUUCGGUCUCUCCCGUUUUCCCAGUUCGCGCAGGGUAGCAGCCUGAGCCCCGAGCCUCCUCCUCUCUCUCUCUCUCUCUCUCUCUCUCGGUCUUCAAUCACUCUCUCAAACUCUCUGUCUCUCAUUCCCAGCGGCAACACUUCUCACUCUCAAUCUCUCACACCUCGCCGUCAGUCUAUCAUGUCGCCGUUUAGAGUCUCGACAGCAAAAGAUUUUCCGUCCAUUAGUUUAUACAGUUUCAGAGGUUUGGUUUGAAUGUUUGCUCUCUGCGGUUGUUUGGAUCUUGGAGGUAGAUGUAUGUGAGUGGAAAACAUCUGGGGUUUUGAUCGAUGAAGGUUCGAUGCAUGGAUCUAACUAUAUAUAUAUAUGUAUAUAUAUGGUCUGAAAGUUAACUACAUGAUUUUGUGUGAUGGGUUUGCGUUGUAUAACUCUGAACGGUUAAAGGAAGAUUUGUGGCAAAGCACACCACAAGAAAGAUUCUUGGAUCAUAAUCUCUGGAAAGGAAAAGCCUUGUGCUGCCGCCUUUUCUUUUUGUAUUAAAGGAGUUACUUUUGCAUUAUCUGCAUUGCAUGGAUGAAAGUUUACAGAUCUAGUUGACAGUAUAAAGGAGAAUUCAAGCAAUAUGAAGUUGGUGUGUCUGUUUUUGGUGUUAGUAGAAUUUGAUCACUGGAAAAUUAAAUAGGAUGGGAUGGAGGAGGAAGCCUGCGGUACUAAUUUGUAUCGAGGAGGAAUUGCAUUGGAUGUGGCAAACACAUUUAAAGCAGGACAAUUAAUUAAUUUCUUCCACUAGAUCAAGAUAGGUUCAUUGCUGUAGUCUUGCUAUUCCCCAGGGAGGACCUUAUAGAUGAAAUCAAAGGCGUCAAAGGUCUCAAGGUCCUCAAGCUCAAGUUCAAACUCAAUGAGAUCAAAAUCAAAUAGCCCUCAUGAUGAAACGAACUCAUCUUCGAGUAUACCAUCAGAAAGUGCUUCAACUGAAGAUGAUGCCAAUGUUUUUCAGUUGAUCCAAUCUCAUCAGGAAAAGGCUGCUCGGCUUCCCCCAGUUGAGGAAAUCCGAACUCUACUUCAUCUUAGUUUUCGCGGAACGCUCUCCACUUUUUCUCAGAAGCAUGAGGGUUAUCCAUCAGGAUCAAUGGUUGACUUUGCAUGUGAUGCAGAUGGAUCCCCAAUAUUACCAGUUAGCAGCUUGGCAGUUCAUACAAAGGACCUAGCCCUUAAUCCCAAGUGCUCAUUGCUUGUGGCUAAAGACCCUGAAGAUAGGACUGAUUUGGUGGUCACGCUGCAUGGUGAUGCUAUUCCUGUUUCCGAGAAGGAUCAAGCAGCGAUACGCACUGCAUAUUUGGCUAAGCAUCCCAAUGCAUUUUCGGUUGACUUUGGCGACUUCCAAUUCAUGCGCAUUGAACCAAAAGUUGUGCGAUACGUGUCAGGGGUUGCAACAGCCUUGUUAGGAUCAGGAGAGUUCGGAAGUGAGGAAUAUAAAGCUGCAAAAGUUGAUCCAGUUGCUAAAUUAAAGGCUUUUAUGGUUCAUGCUAACGAUACAAUAGCCAUUGUGCAACACUCGACGUCUAUUCCGGUGGACUCUGCUUACAUGUUGGACUUGGAUAGCCUGGGUUUCAAUGUUAAGGCUCGCUAUCAGGGGGAUAAUUUCAAGCUCCGCAUACCUUUUCCUAGACGUGCAGAGGAUCGAAAGGAUGUGAAGACUUUAAUGAUGGAAAUGAUUGAGGCUGCAAUGGCUCACGGUUGUUAUCCUCCCAGUCCAUAACAAGGAUAUUUCAGCACCUCGGAACUGCCAUCACAGAGAUUUGGAAAAAUUUGGACUCAAAAGAGGUGAAAUGAGAUAUUCGUUGCAGAAGGAUAUGCUUGUUUCUAUUGUAUGCUCAGAAAGAAGGUCUACAUAAUACUAAGAAUCAUGGUUACGGAAUAUCUGUCUGUCUGUGAAGUCCUCUGCCAUGUCCUGUUUGUUUGUUUGACAGAUUGCGUAAAGGAUAAAUUGUUAUGCACCUCGAUGCAAUGGGAUUUGAAUAUAUAAGAAGUUCCGGUUUAGGUUUUUU
Molecule: messenger RNA, 2078 nt
Organism: Pyrus x bretschneideri (Chinese white pear)
Lineage: Eukaryota; Viridiplantae; Streptophyta; Magnoliopsida; Rosales; Rosaceae
Exons: 16
Coding region: 875-1789 (304 amino acids)
Source: RefSeq, a predicted model, not a curated record